Messenger RNA from Apus apus (common swift), 11018 nucleotides. It is a transcript of the gene IQGAP1, whose product is annotated as IQ motif containing GTPase activating protein 1. Gene Ontology annotation, biological process: regulation of actin cytoskeleton organization; regulation of GTPase activity. NCBI's taxonomy places the organism in Eukaryota, Metazoa, Chordata, Aves, Apodiformes, Apodidae. The record is from RefSeq and is a predicted model, not a curated record. Gene Ontology annotation, cellular component: cytoplasm; nucleus. Bases 325 to 5502 code for a protein of 1725 amino acids. Gene Ontology annotation, molecular function: GTPase activator activity; calmodulin binding; actin filament binding. The transcript is spliced from 39 exons.
GAGCGGCCGGCCCGGGCUGGGCCUCGGCGUCUCCGCGGGCAGGCAUUCCUGCUUUUGGGAAGCUGCCCUUGCGGUUGAUGAGUGUCAGCUUCAGUCCUGCACUGCUGUUCUGGCUGCUCCCCUUGUUCGUGAGGGGCUCUGGUUCAGUCCUGUGCUGCUGACCAGAAGUUCCCUGCUGGUGGCUGGGCUGUGGUUAGUGCUGAAUUUACAGACCAUUUUCAGUAGGUCAUAAAGCUGAGCAUGCUGCAGAUGGCUUGUAGGUAGUUAAAUAUGGAGUAAUGGCUCAACAAUGGACAAAAAAAAAGUUUACUCUGUAAAGAACCGAUGGCUCCGGCUCUGACCCCGGCGAGGCGCGGCCCGCGCCAAGAGCCCGAGCGGCGGGUGCCCCGCGGAGGCGCCGGGGCCCGGGCGCGGCCGGGGCGGGGAGAGGCCCGAGCGCGGGGCGGCGGCUCCUCCCCCGCCACACCCGGGGCCGCAGGAAGAGGAACGGCCGCGCCCGCUCCCGGCCCGGCCCAGCGCAGCGCCAUGGCGGCGGAGGAGGCGGACGGGCUGCCCAUGUCCCGGCCCCACUAUGGCUCUGUCUUGGAUAACGAGAGAUUGACAGCAGAGGAAAUGGAUGAAAGACGGCGCCAGAACGUAGCCUAUGAAUACCUCUGUCAUCUGGAGGAAGCAAAGAGAUGGAUGGAGGCCUGUCUGAAUGAAGAGCUGCCUCCUACAACAGAGCUGGAAGAAGGAUUGAGAAAUGGAGUCUACCUGGCCAAACUUGGAAACUUCUUCUCCCCUAAAGUGGUUUCUGUGAAGAAAAUCUAUGAUAGGGAACAGACUCGAUACAAGGCAACUGGGCUCCACUUCCGGCACACGGAUAAUGUAAUCCAGUGGCUGAAUGCCAUGGCUGAGAUUGGUCUCCCCAAGAUAUUCUACCCAGAAACGACAGAUAUCUACGACCGCAAGAACAUGCCACGCUGCAUUUAUUGUAUCCAUGCACUCAGCCUGUACCUGUUCAAACUGGGUCUUGCUCCCCAGAUUCAAGAUUUAUAUGGGAAGGUGGACUUCACAGAGGAGGAAAUCAGUAAUAUGAGGCUUGAACUGGAGAAAUAUGGUAUUCAGAUGCCUGCCUUCAGCAAGAUUGGAGGAAUUCUUGCAAAUGAACUCUCUGUGGAUGAAGCAGCAUUACAUGCUGCUGUCAUUGCCAUUAAUGAAGCAAUCGACCAUCAGGUUCCAUCUGACACUCUUAUGGCAAUGAAGAACCCUAAUGCUAUGCUAAUAAAUCUUGAUGAUCAGUUGGAAUCCACUUACCAAGACACACUCUACAGAGCAAAGCAAGACAAGAUGGAGAAUGCUAAAAAUAGGAUUGCCUCAGAAGAUUUGGAGAGAGAGAGGGAUGUGUAUGAAGAACUCCUGACUCAAGCUGAGAUUCAGGGAAAUAUCAAUAAAGUGAACACACACGCAGCCAUAUCAAGGUUUCACCUUGCUUUGGAACGAGGAGAUGCACUAGCAGUGUAUGAAGCUUUGGCAACACCAGCCCUGGGACUCCGAGGAUUGCUGCGAGAAAACUGUGACUGGUAUUUCAAGCAGUUUUCAAGUGACAGGCAACAGAAACAGGAGGCUGGCCUUACAGGUCCUCUGCAGAAGGAAGAGUUGCAGUUGGGAGUGGAUGCUGCUAACAGGGCAGCACAACAGUAUCAGCAAAGACUGGCAGCAGUAGCCAAGAUUAAUUCUGCAAUUCGAGUGGGUGAUGCUGAGAAAACUGUGGCAGAAAUGAUGAAUCCAGAGGCCCAGUUACCUGAGGUUUAUGCAUUUGCUGCCGAUCUUUACCAAAAGGAGCUGGCGACCUUGCAGCAGCAGAGCCCUGAAGGUAACCUCACCCAUCCAGAAUUAUCUGUUGCUGUAGAGAUGCUGUCUUCUGUGGCCUUGAUUAAUAGAGCUUUGGAUUCUGGGGAUGUGAAUACAGUGUGGAAACAGCUGAGCAGUCCUGUCACAGGGCUUACAAACAUUGAGGAUGAGAACUCUCAGAGAUACAUCGAUGAUUUGAUGAAGCUGAAAGCUCAAACACGUGCAGAAGGAAAUGAGUUUAUCACAUGGAAUGAUAUCCAGUCGUGUGUUGAUCGUGUGAACAUAGUUGUGCAUGAAGAACAUGAAAGGAUUUUGGCAAUUGGUGUUAUCAAUGAAGCUCUGGAUGAAGGGGACACCAGGAAGACUAUUCAAGCCUUACAGAUUCCUGCAGCAAAACUGGAGGGUGUAGCCCCCAAGGUAGCACAGCACUACCAGGAUACACUACUUCGAGCCAAGAGAGAGAAAGCACAGGACACACAGGAUGAAACAGCUGUACUUUGGCUAGAUGAAAUUCAGGAUGGGAUUCAUAGGGCUAACAAAGACACAGAGGAGGCCGAGAGAUUCUCCUUAGGAAUUCUGGCCAUUAAUGAAGCUGUAGACCGUGGUGAUGUUGGGCAGACCCUGAGUGCCCUGCGUUCACCUGAUGUUGGGCUGUACGGAGUCACUCCAGAAUGUGCUGAGGCCUACCAGCGAGAGCUGUCGGAGGCAAAGAGAGGAAAAAGGGCAGCAGGGAGCAACGGCAGUGAAUGGGUCAAGCACUGGGUGAGAGGAGGCUACCAUUAUUACCAUAACCUGCGGACCAGAGAGGGAGGAUGGGAUGAACCAGCAGAAUUUGUGCAAAAUGACACACAGCUGUCUCGGGAGGAGAUACAGAGCACCAUCUCAGGGGUGACUGCAGCCUACAACCGCGAGCAGCUCUGGCUGGCCAACGAGAACCUGAUCACCAAGCUGCAGGCUUGCUGUCGGGGGUAUCUUGUUCGCCAGGAAUUCAACUCAAGAAUGAAUUUUUUGAAGAAGCAAGUCCCAGCAAUCACUUGCAUUCAGUCCCAGUGGCGUGGCUACAAGCAGAGGAAGGCAUAUCAGAUCCGCUUGGAUUACCUGCGAGCACAAAAGGACCAAGUAGUAAAGAUUCAAUCAAUGACCAGGAUGUAUCAAGCCAGAAGACGUUACAGAGAUCGCCUGCAGUAUUUCAGAAACCACAUAAGUGAUGUUAUAAAAAUUCAAGCCUUUAUUCGAGCAAACAAGGCUCGAGAAGACUACAAAACUCUCAUUAAUGCUGAAAACCCACCUAUGGCUGUGGUUCGGAAAUUUGUCCACUUGCUCGAUCAGAGUGACCAAGAUUUUCAGGAGGAGCUUGAGCUAAUGAAACUGCGUGAGGAAGUUGUAACCUUGAUCCGAUCCAAUCAGCAACUGGAAAAUGACCUCAAUCUCAUGGACAUAAAAAUUGGGCUGCUAGUGAAAAACAAAAUUACAUUGCAGGAUGUUGUUUCUCAUAGCAAAAAACUUACCAAGAAGAACAAGGAACAGCUCUCUGAUAUGAUGAUGCUGAACAAGCAAAGGGGAGGUUUGAAGGCUUUGAGCAAAGAGAAGAGAGAAAAGCUGGAAGCCUAUCAGCAUCUCUUCUACUUACUUCAGACUAACCCAACCUACUUGGCCAAGCUGAUAUUUCAGAUGCCUCAAAACAAAUCCACGAAGUUCAUGGACUCUGUCAUCUUCACACUCUAUAACUAUGCAUCCAAUCAAAGAGAGGAAUACCUAUUGUUGCGGCUUUUCCAAACAGCGUUGCAGGAAGAGAUCAAAUCAAAAGUAGACCAAAUACAUGAAAUUGUGACUGGGAAUCCUACUGUUAUUAAAAUGGUGGUAAGUUUCAACCGUGGUGCCCGUGGUCAGAAUGCUCUAAGGCAGAUUCUGGCACCAGUUGUGAAGGAAAUCAUCGAUGACAAAUCACUUAAUAUCAAAACUGAUCCCGUGGAUAUUUACAAGUCUUGGGUUAACCAGAUGGAGUCUCAAACUGGUGAGGCCAGCAAACUGCCAUACGAUGUUACACCUGAACAAGCUCUAAAUCAUGAAGAGGUGAGGACGCGCCUGGAUGGCUCAAUCAGAAACAUGAGGACAGUGACAGACAAGUUCCUGUCUGCCAUUGUUAGUUCAGUGGACAAAAUCCCUUAUGGAAUGCGUUUCAUUGCCAAGGUACUAAAAGACUCCCUGCAUGACAAGUUUCCUGAUGCUGGUGAGGAUGAGCUGCUGAAGAUUGUUGGCAACUUACUCUAUUAUCGCUACAUGAAUCCGGCCAUUGUGGCACCAGAUGCCUUUGACAUCAUUGAUCUCUCGGCGGGAGGGCAGCUGAGCACGGACCAGCGCAGGAACCUGGGCUCCAUCGCCAAGAUGCUGCAGCACGCGGCCUCCAGCAAGAUGUUCAUGGGAGACAACGCACACCUCAGCAUCAUCAACGAGUACCUGUCGCAGUCCUACCAGAAGUUCAGACGUUUUUUUCAGGCUGCCUGUGAGGUUCCUGAAUUGCAGGAUAAAUUUAAUAUUGAUGAAUAUUCUGACUUGGUGACUCUCACUAAGCCAGUUAUUUAUAUUUCUAUUGGUGAAAUCAUCAAUACACACACUUUGCUCUUAGACCAUCAAGAUGCAAUUGCUCCUGAGCACAACGAUCCAAUUCAUGAGCUGCUGGAUGAUCUUGGAGAGGUUCCUACAAUUGAGUCCUUAAUAGGAGAAGGGUCUGGCAAUGUUAAUGACCCCAACAGGGAAAUGCUAGCAAAGACUGAGGUUUCUCUCACACUCACUAAUAAAUUUGAUGUUCCUGGUGAUGAGAAUGCAGAGAUGGAUGCAAGGACAAUUCUUUUGAACACAAAACGUUUGAUUGUUGAUGUAAUCCGCUUCCAACCAGGGGAGACACUGACUGAAAUCUUGGAAACUCCAGCUACCUCAGAGCAAGAAACAGAGCAUCAAAGAGCUAUGCAGAAACGGGCCAUUCGUGAUGCUAAAACUCCUGAUAAGAUGAAAAAAUCUUUGUCUGUAAAGGAAGAUGGCAACUUAAAUCUUCAAGAAAAGAAAGAUAAAAUCCAGACAGGCCUGAAGAAGUUGACAGAACUGGGGACAGUGAAUGCAAGCAAUAAAUACCAGGAACUAAUCAAUGACAUUGCCAAGGAUAUCCGGAAUCAGCGCAGGUACCGGCAGAGAAGAAAGGCAGAGCUGGUGAAGCUGCAGCAGACAUACAGUGCUUUGAACUCCAAAUCUACUUUUUAUGGGGAACAAGUGGAUUAUUACAAAAGCUACAUCAAAACCUGCUUGGAUAACCUGGCCAGCAAGGGCAAGGUCUCUAAGAAACCUCGGGAGAUGAAAGGCAAAAACAGUAAGAAGAUUUCUCUAAAAUAUACAGCAGCUCGACUUCAUGAGAAGGGAGUGCUUUUAGAGAUUGAGGACCUGCAAGGUAACCAGUUCAAAAACGUGAUAUUUGAAAUCAGUCCAACAGAAGAAGUAGGAGAUUUCGAGGUAAAAGCAAAAUUCAUGGGGGUACAGAUGGAAACCUUUAUGUUACAUUAUCAGGAUCUUUUGCAGCUGCAGUACGAAGGCGUUGCAGUCAUGAAGUUGUUUGACAGAGCAAAAGUGAAUGUCAACCUUUUAAUCUUUCUUCUGAAUAAGAAAUUUUAUGGAAAAUAACCAGCCUCUGCCAGCAAGUCUCUGAAAGGGGAGAUGAAUAGAUACCUGCACAUACAACUUCUAAUGACAUAGCUAUGUAUCAGUAUAUGCCCCUGCUGUGCUAAAAUAUAUCAAAUGUAUCAUGAAGGAGGACUAAGAACCUCUUGUGAAUUGACAGCCCUGAUUGAGUCUGCAGGGAGUUGGUUUAUUUAUAAUCUUUAUCUUCAACUUUGAAGGUUCUCUGAAAAGCAGUUAAUUUAGAAUGUAUUUUUAUAUGGCGCUGGGGUUUAAACUAAUAUUAGAGUAUGCUUAGGGCAUCUGGAUGCUUUAUUUGCCUAAUUGUGUGCUUCGUGAAGCUUGAAUUCUUGUUAACCUGUGUGGAGAGAAAGAUGGCACUGUACAGCAGUCAGUUUGCAUCUUUCUGAAAGCAGAAAAGGGUUGCAGAUUGUAUUCGGACUCCAAUUAUUCUCUGACAGCAAUGACCAAAAUAAAAAAUGGACAAGGUCCAGGUUACCCGUUUGUUUGCAAGCUUGUGGUCGUGGCGGCAAUGGUUGAUUCCCAAAAGAGAACCUCUGUGGUCUUGGGGAAUCAGUAGGUGUCCUAAUGGUUGCUGAACUAUUCAUGAUUAUGUGCUAUAGCCACAUAGAGAAGCUUUAGUGUCUCUUUUUUUCUUGAUUUGUUACUGUUUAUCACGCUGUAAUAAUUUAGAUGUCCCCUUAAGUAGAGGGACUGUGGAAUGUAUUUACUAGUGCUUACAAAUUGAAAAAGCCUUUUGGGGAAGGGGAGGGAAACUUUAAAAAUUUCUUGAGACAUAUUAACUUUUAUUGUUGCUUGCAAAGCAUUUGAAAUGUAAAAAACAUUUUUUUCCAGUUUAGAGCAGUGUUCUAUAUAUAUAUCUGAUACAAUGAAUGUUAGGCUCUACCUGCAGACUUGUCAAAGGAAGAAGACUAUCUUAACUUGUAAAAAGUUAAAUUUUUCUAGCUAUACUUAAGUACCCGUUUCUUUUACUACUUUAUUGGGGCUUUUUCACCAUGGUUUUGGUGCUGGUUGUUCUGCUAUAUCCAAUAAAAAUGCAGAGACUCUUCAAAAAAAAAUCUGACCUUAAAAUUCAUCAGUUGCUCCAGCUCUCCUGCUUAAUGUUUUUCUUUUUAAAAAAUGGACAUAUAUCUUAAUUGCAAAUAUCAAGUUAUUCACAGGUCAUUUGUGGUGUUCUAUGACCAAGUGAAGGGUCUAGAGAACAAGUCUUAGGAGGAGUGGCUGAGGGAACUGGCUGUGUUCAGCCUGGAGAAAAGGAGGCCGAGGGGAGACCUCAUUUUCUGCAACUGCCUGAGAGGAGGUUGGAGUGAGGAGGUUGGUCCAUUCCCCGGGGUAACAAGCAAUAGAACGAGAGAGAAUGGUCUCAAGGUGCCCAGAGGAGGUUUAGUUUGGAUAUUACAAACAAUUUCUUCCCCAAAGCAUUGCCAGGCCCUGGCCCAGGCUGCCCAGGGCAGGGGUGGAGUCCCCAUCCCUGGAGGGAUUUCAAAGACAUGUAGAUGUGGUGCUGAGGGACAUGGGCCAGUGGUGGCCUUGGCAGGGCUGGGGGAAUGGUUGGACUGGAUGAUCUUAAAGGUCUUUUCCAACCAAAACAAAUCUAUUAUUCUAUUUUAGCUGAGCAACAGUAUGGAAUCAUGGAGGCUUUUUGUCUUUUUUUUAAUUAAAGGAAAAGUUCUAUUAAAAGAUAAAAUCUCUGCACUUAAUUAUAUGAAUUUUAUAAUUAUGGUUUAGUUUUGCUUACUCCAUUAACAACACUGUAGUUACCAAGGAGCAGCUACAUUAUAAAGUGUGUCCUCUUUCUUUCCUGGUAAAAUUUGCCUCUGCAGCUCACACCUAAGUAAGAAGUCCUUUGUCCCCAUGGGUGUUGUGUGAACUGACUGCAGGCAGCAGCCACGAACACGCUGGGCCCUGGGCACAGUGUUGCAGCAGCAGGCACUGCUACCCAUGAGCAGGGUGGCAAGGUUUUGUUAGCUGGAGCAAGGGUUGGGUAGGGGUGGGUUCUCUGAGGAGACACCAGGAGUUGCCACCAUGUUGAACACAGCCAGUUUGAGCUCCAGGAGAGAUGAGCUAUUAGUCAAAGCUGAGCCCACCAGCAACAUGGUAGUGCCUGUCAUGACAUAUUUAAGAAGGGCUAAAAAGUGCUUUGCAGAAGCUGUUGUAGAGAAAAUGUGAGUGUGAAACAGCCCUGCAGACAUCAAGGUCAGUGAAGGAGGUGCUCCAGGCAACAGAGAAGAGAUUCCUCUGCAGCUUGUGGUGAAGACCAUGGUGAUGCAGGUUGUCCCCCUAGAGCCUAUGGAGGUCCACAGUGGAGCAGAAACCCACCUGCAGCCUGUGAAUCUGACCCCACAGAUGAGCCUGAAGGAAGCUGUGAUCUGGUGGAGAGCCUGUGCUAGAGCAGGUUUCUUGGAAGCACCUGUGGCCCUGUGGGAGGGACCUCACACUGGAGGAGAAGGAGGUGAGCAAGAAGGAACAGUAGACACAGGAUGAACAGACCGCACGCAGCUCCUGUACCCUGUCUCCCUGCACUGGCUGGGGGUGGAGAGAGGUCGGGAAUGAAGAUGAGCCCAGGAUAAAAGAGGCAUGGGGGAAGGUGUUUUUUAGAUUUGUGGUUAUUUCUCACUAUGCCACUCUGAUUUUUAUUGAUAAUAAAUUAAUUUCCCCAAGUUGAAUCUGGUUUGUCUCUGACAGUAACUGAUGAGUGAUACUGUUGUUCUUGCCCGAUAACCCUUUAUGUUGUAUUUUCUGCACAGGUCUCUUGAGGAGGGGCAGAGAUAGAAUGGCUUGGUGAGCAGCAGUUGCCAGCUGAAGUUAGACACACCAGUUUCCUAUGAGGCUCUCUGUUCCUUCUUUUUUGUGUGUGUUUUUUGUUGUUUGUUUUAUUUGGCUUGGUUUUUUGUUGUUGGUUGUUUGAUUGCUUUUUUGUUUGUUUGGUGGUUUUUUUCGUUAUUGCCUACAUUUAUUAUACCUCAUUGCUUUUGAAAGUUUCUUUCUAGCUCUCCAUCCCUGCUUCCCUCACUUUGGAAAAUUCCCAGCCCUCCCUGCUGAAAUAGCCUGACAGAUCUUAGUGGCCUAUUCAAUGUACACAAAAGUGCCCUAGUUAGGUCUAAAACUUGAAAUAGCAGGAAUAAAUAGUUACAUCUUGAAGAUGUGAAUUGAAACUAAGCCAAUUAGGCAAGAAUAAAAACGGCACAAAGGAGGGAGGCAUUUGAUUUGCUUUACUUUCUGUGUAUAGUAUGCACAUGGACCAGAUCAAAGAUAAAAGACUAAUUUCUACCCGGCAGGCUGAUCUGGACAUGUGGUGCUGUACUGUCUGAAAGACUGUGCCAGUGAAACAGCUGGUCAUUAUUUGGCAGAUCUUUCUUCUUCACAGUGACAUCCUUAGAGUGAUCUGAUGAGGCAAAGCUAAACUGUGUCUGUCGCCUGUUAAAAACAUGUCCCGGGAAGGAAAACUGCAGCAGGUAUCUCUAUAAGUAUCAUUCAGUCCUAAAUUCCAGGGUUUUUUGUUCUGUUUUGGUUUUGUUUGUUUGUUUUUUAACCAGAACUCCUGAUCCAUCAUUAGCAUCUCAACGGAUGGAUUCCUGGAAGAUGCCUGCAGUAUCGGCAGUAUCAGACUCGUAACUGCCCCAUACAUGGUCUUUCCCCAAACCCAAGAAGUUUACUGCACAGCCAGAUUUAUCAGGAAAACACAGAUAAGUUGACUUGCAGCCUGAGUGCACCCCAGGGGGGUUGUUCUGAGAGGCCUGAAAGAAUUCGGGCAAGGUGUGGCUGUCUCACUACUAAAAAAUACCUUUGUUUUACUUCUAGGAGAGAAAUCUCAACAUAGAAUCACAAGUAGGUGAUAAGGGCAGCAAGAGCUGUGGCUCUUUUUUUGAGGACAGCCCAACAAUGCUCUCAGAAAUUACAGAUGCAGGAGCCCCUGGCAAAUGGUUUAAAUGACAAAGAGGAUACAUCAAGAAAUCUUCAACUGUUCUUUUCUUUCUUAGAGUAACAGCUCUCCAAGUAUUUCAAGUCCUUUUGCUCAGAUCAAUAAGGCCCGCAGGGAGAACCUGUUGAGGCUGCUGGGUUCUUCAAUGUCCUAAACCGGGAGCAUAAACACUGCAGAAAUCUGCACUUCCAGUGUUCCCUUUUUCAGGGACAGAGAAAAGGACAUGUCUGGUCAUCAGUGCAUGAGGUGAACAGCUGGACCCUCUGGUCCCAGUCACCAACAGCCAGUUGUGUUUUCUCCUCACUUGUGGAAACUAAAAAAGUGAAACCAAGCUGGGUUUUUUUUUGUGGUGGUGGUGUUAAUUUGGUUUAUUGAAUUUUUUGUUCGUUUGUGGUUUUUUUAAUGCACAUCAGCUAUGGCUCACUCUGAUGAUCUUUAGUUGGCAAAGUUUCACUGAAGUCCAUAAAAAGUCAAAUAAUACAAGGAAGUCUCCAAAUACAGAUCCAUUGCCUUACUCCAGGGAGGUUCUUUUCCUGUUUUGCGGAAAUGUUUUCCUAUAGAUGUUCCUGACCUGUCUUGGGGGCACUGGACAAGGAGAUUGGACCUGUCACAUCUCAGGGGUAUUUCAUUUUACCCGAGCUGAUGGCAGAUCCUGUGUCCCCGAGUGUUUCACCCAGGACCUACAGAAAUCCACUUCUUGCUUCUGGGGGAGGAUUGGGGGAACCGGUGGGGAGCCAGGAUUUCCAUCUGAGCUUUAACCCCCACAGAGCCAGUGCCCAGAGCUGCUGUGAUAAAGGAGGUUUGCAAGGCAAAGGUCUGUCCACAGCUAACAUCAUGUAAAUGCUUCCCUUGGCAGUGGAGGGCAAUUCCAUCACCAGACACUGACUCCAGAGCACUUGGAACUCUCCUUCCCUCUCCAAUAUAAAAAUCAGAAGGGGGAAUCUGUGCUGGAGCAGUUUGGGAAGGAGUGCAGCCCAUUGGAAGGAGCCACGCCGGAGCAGUUUGUGAAAGGCUGUAUUCCUGGGGAACAGAUCCAUGCUGGAGAAAGGGAAGAGCACGAAGAGGAAGGAGCAGCAGAGGCAAAGUGUUCUGAACUGACCCCCAGCCCCGUUCCCCAGCCCUGUGUGCCACUCAGUGGGGAGGACAUAGAGGGAUGGGUAAUGAUGGAGUGAAGUGGAGCCUGGGAAGCAGGUGGGGGUGGUGGCUUAGAUGUGUCUCUUUUAACCAUCCCAAAUCUAUUUGACUUGGCAAUCAAUUAAGUUGUCACCUGGUAUUACUUUGGGGUUUUUUCAGUGCUUGUUCCUGACAGCAAAUGCUGAUGACGUUCCACCAAGCACGGGAUGUGGGGUAGGAUCUGCUGGAGGGGUGGCUGGUGCCACCAGGGCCCUGAGCUGUGGCUGCACAAGUGCUGGCAGGAGGCAGCAGGUGCCAGGGGAGGAGGACUUGGCCAUGGGCAGUGGCUGCUGCCACACUGCCAGGUCCUGUUGCCAAAACCUCUGUGGGCUCAUCACGUUCUGUAACGUGGUUUUUCUCUUGAAACUUUUUUUCUAUCCAAAUAAAAACACUGAUGUUGCCCCCC